GAUCAAGUUACACUGAGAUGAAGGGUCUUUCAAUCUGCCACAGCUCCACAGCCAGCUCUUCCCUACCUGGUUUCAUCAUUUUCUUCAUUACAUUUUAUGUUCACAAGCUGGAAUCAGCUCGGUUCACUGUGGUUGGACCUGAUCACCCUGUCGCUGCCAUUGUGGGUGAGGAUAUCGUGUUACCCUGUCACCUGUUCCCCAGGAUGAGCGCUGAGAACAUGGAGGUGAGAUGGUUCCGAUCUGAGUUCACUUCAUUUGUGCACCUGUAUCAGCAUGGGAAGGAUGAGUAUGGGCAGCAGAUGCCAGAGUAUCAUGAAAGGACGGAGCUUUUGAAAGCCGGCAUCAUGGAUGGGAAUGUUGCCUUGAGGAUUGUGAAUGUCAGACCCUCUGAUGAAGGACAGUACUGCUGUUUUGUUCAAGAUGGUAUCUUUAAUGAAGAAGCUGUAUUGGAACUGAAGGUAGAAGCUUCAGGCUCUGCACCUCAAAUCUCUGUUGAGGGAUAUCAGGAUGGAGGGAUCCGAAUGGUGUGUCAGUUGGCUGGAUGGUACCCAGAGCCCGAGGUGCUGUGGAGAGAUCGCAACGGGCAGCUUUUAUCUCCCUCUACUGAAACAAAAUCCCAAGAUGGACGAGGGCUCUUUGAAAUAAAAAGUUCUAUCAUUAUAACAGAAAAUUCAAACCAGAAUUUAUCCUGUUCGGUAAGGAACGCUUACUUCAGCCUAGAAAAGGAACCCUCAACUUUUUAUAUAUCAGAUUUCUUUUUCCCAAGAAUGUCUCCUUGGCUGGUGGUGUGGAGUGUGACUCUGGUGAUUUCGUUAGUGUUCGUCGGCCUUACUCUUUUUCUGCUCAAAUUAAGAGGGAAACAUCUCAACACUAUCAGUAA
Molecule: messenger RNA, 880 nt
Organism: Caretta caretta (loggerhead turtle)
Lineage: Eukaryota; Metazoa; Chordata; Testudines; Cheloniidae
Source: RefSeq, a predicted model, not a curated record